Pan troglodytes (chimpanzee) is the source of this 1196-nucleotide messenger RNA. RefSeq names its product ALK and LTK ligand 2 (gene ALKAL2). The coding region runs from base 149 to 607 and encodes 152 amino acids. The transcript is spliced from 6 exons. The record is from RefSeq and is a predicted model, not a curated record. Gene Ontology annotation, molecular function: receptor tyrosine kinase binding; receptor signaling protein tyrosine kinase activator activity. Lineage: Eukaryota; Metazoa; Chordata; Mammalia; Primates; Hominidae. Gene Ontology annotation, biological process: positive regulation of ERK1 and ERK2 cascade; positive regulation of ERK5 cascade.
UGCGCUCCGCCCGCCGGGCAUGGAGUAGUGGCGCACCUCGGGGCGCGGGGACAGACGUGCGCACAGACGGCGGCGACUCCGGCGGCUCCAGCGAGCCCAGCUCCCGGCGCGUGUCGGAGUCUCCCAGCCCCGCGGCCCAGAGCGCACGAUGCGCGGACCCGGGCGCCCCCUCCUCCUGGGGCUGCUGCUGGUGCUGGGGGCGGCGGGGCGCGGCCGGGGGGGCGCGGAGCCCCGGGAGCCGGCGGACGGACAGGCGCUGCUGCGGCUGGUGGUGGAGCUCGUCCAGGAGCUGCGGAAGCACCACUCGGCGGAGCACAAGGGCCUGCAGCUCCUCGGGCGGGACUGCGCCCUGGGCCGCGCGGAGGCGGCGGGGCUGGGGCCUUCGCCGGAGCAGCGAGUGGAAAUUGUUCCUCGAGAUCUGAGGAUGAAGGACAAGUUUCUAAAACACCUUACAGGCCCUCUUUAUUUUAGUCCAAAGUGCAGCAAACACUUCCAUAGACUUUAUCACAACACCAGAGACUGCACCAUUCCUGCAUACUAUAAAAGAUGCGCCAGGCUUCUUACCCGGCUGGCUGUCAGUCCAGUGUGCAUGGAGGAUAAGCAGUGAGCAGACCGCACAGGAGCAGCACACCAGGAGCCAUGAGAAGUGCCUUGGAAACCAACAGGGAAACAGAACUAUCUUUAUACACAUCCCCUCAUGGACAAGAGAUUUAUUUUUGCAGACAGACUCUUCCAUAAGUCCUUUGAGUUUUGUAUGUUGUUGACAGUUUGCAGAUAUAUAUUCGAUAAAUCAGUGUACUUGACAGUGUUAUCUGUCACUUAUUUAAAAAAAAACACAAAAGGAAUGCUCCACAUUUGACGUGUAGUGCUAUAAAACACAGAAUAUUUCAUUGUCUUCAUUAGGUGAAAUCGCAAAAAAUAUUUCUUUAGAAACGUAAGCAGAAUCUUAAAGUAUAUUUUCAUAUAACAUAAUUUGAUAUUCUGUAUUACUUUCACUGUUAAAUUCUCAGAGUAUUAUUUGGAACGGCAUGAAAAAUUAAAAUUUCGGUCAUGUUUUAGAGACAGUGGAGUGUAAAUCUGUGGCUAAUUCUGUUGGUCGUUUGUAUAAUAAAUGUAAAAUAGUAUUCCAGCUAUUGUGCAAUAUGUAAAUAGUGUAAAUAAACACAAGUAAUAAAUGAAGUGUUUGUUAUAAUGAA